Molecule: messenger RNA, 714 nt
Organism: Theileria annulata
Lineage: Eukaryota; Apicomplexa; Aconoidasida; Piroplasmida; Theileriidae
Exons: 1
Coding region: 1-714 (237 amino acids)
Source: RefSeq, a predicted model, not a curated record
AUGGACAACACCAAUGUGGCUUAUCAGAGAAAGAAUCGUGUUUUAUCGGAUUCUUCUAAUAGGCUUAAAACACUUGUAAAAGGUGAUCACGAAGAUGAUGAAGACGAAUUGAAGAGUGUUCCAACAUUAGAUACAGAUAAAAAGGAUUCUAAAGCAUUAGAAAAAAGUAAACCUAACACGAAUGUUGAUACUGUUGAUGAUACAGAAGAAGUUGUUGAGGAAGGAGACCCGAAUACAGUUCGUUUAUAUGGAUACUUACAGUUACAUUUGUAUUUCUUUGCUUUGUUAUUCGGAGGGUUUGUUUGCUACUUGAGGCAACAUGAGGCAUUAACAGAAUACUAUCCGAGGUUUUUGAAGAAUUUCUACCUUUUGUUGAAGAAAAAAAACGCACAUCUAGUUCCAGAAUAUGGGUUCAAAUUUUGGACCGAUCUUAGUGAUAAAACGAAAAAGACUAUAGUAAGAUAUUUCAGCUAUGGAACAAUUUUUUUAAACCUCUAUCCAGUUCUAACUUCUCCUUCCAAGCCAAAGAAGAACAAAGAUGGAGAAGUUAUACCUGAUCCUCAAAGAGAUGCUCAAGUAGUGUUCAACAAGACUGUUAUCAAGUAUGGCUCUUCCUUUUUCAGAACGCUCUCCGCCACGCUUUUUUGUGGAUUAUUAGGUUAUGAUUUGGCCUACAACCUACCAUAUCUCAAGACGCUCUUUACCAAAAAAUAA